Molecule: messenger RNA, 1317 nt
Organism: Lycium ferocissimum
Lineage: Eukaryota; Viridiplantae; Streptophyta; Magnoliopsida; Solanales; Solanaceae
Exons: 4
Coding region: 1-1317 (438 amino acids)
Source: RefSeq, a predicted model, not a curated record
AUGGUAGAGAAAGCGUUCCUAGCCUAUCUUUCUUAUGUUCGUGAUACCAGUGUCGAGACUCGUCCACUUGAGUCGGUACCAUUUGUGAGAGAGUUUCCAGAGGUUUUUCUUGUUGAUCUUCCGGGUGUCCCUUCAGACUGGGAUAUUAAUUUUUGUAUCGGUGUAGAGCCAGGCACAAGGACCAUUUCUAUCCCUCCCUAUCUGGUGGCUUCUGUAGAGUUGAAGGAGUUGAAAGAACAGUUGCAAGAUAUAUUAAGCAAAGUGUCUCGUCUAACUAGGUUAUCCCAAAAGGCUGCUCCUUUUCAAUGGUUGGAUGAGUGUGACGCGAGCUUUCAAAAGCUCAAAGCCUUGUUGACUUCAGCUUCCAUUUUGACUCUUCCCAUGGAGGAAGAAGGUUUUACCGUGUAUUUUGAUGCUUCGAGGUUUGUUCUUGGUUGUGUUCUUAUGCAAAAAGGGAAAGUCAUAGCCUAUGUUUCCAGGCAAUUGAAGGUACAUGGGAAGAACUAUCCCGUUCAUGACCUUGAGUUAGCGGCGCUGCCGUUAGCUUUGAAGAUAUAUCGAGAUUCGAAACAACACUACUGGUGGUGUAGCAUGAAGAGUGAUAUUGUGAAGUUUUGGUCUCAUUGCUUGAAUUGUCAAAAAAGUUUGCGUAAGUUUGAUUCCGUUUGGGUGAUUGUGGAUCGUUUGACUAAAUCAGCUCAUUCUAUUCCUGUUCAGACAACUUAUACAUCUGAGAAGCUGGCUAAGAUCUACAUUCCUGAGAUUCUUCAUUUGCAAGUGAGGCCUUGGGGUAUAGACUUACUCAAAGAUUCGUUGGAUAAAGUGAAGAUUAUUAAGGAGAGGCUUCUCACCGCUCAGAGUCGGCAAAAGAGUUACGCGGACCGGAGAGUUCGUGAUUUAGUGUUUAGGGUGGGUGAUCGGGUUUUGCUUAAUGUUACAUCCAUGAAUGGUGUGAUGCGGUUUGGAAAGAAAGGAAAGUUUAGUCCUCGUUACAUUGGCCCUUUUGAGAUUAUUCAGAGAGUUGGAGAUAUUGUGUAUGAGUUAGCACUACCUCCUGGUUUGUCGAGUGUUUAUCUGGUGUUUCAUGUUUCUAUGCUCAAAAAGUAUGUUUCGGAUGGUUCUCAUGUGAUUAGAUGGGAUUCAGUGAUGCUUGAUCAUAACCUGUCUUAUGAGGAGGAGCCGGCUGCUAUCUUGGAUCGGCCGAUUCGCAAGUUGAGAUCCAAGGAAAUUACUUCUGUGAAGGUUCAGUGGAGAGGUCGUUCGGUGGAGGAGGCUACUUGGGAGACUGAGGUGGAUAUGUGGCCAUGGUACCCUUGA